CAUUUAUGCAUACUAAUUAACCUUAAUCUUCCUGAUUAUCCAUCAGGGCAUUAAUCUUCGUUAAUGUAAUGUGAGCUAUAGAGGACAAGUUUGGAGAGAUGGUCAACCUAUACAAGGCAUCAACAUGUCGGGGAGACAGUACACAAUGAUGGACUACCCUAGAAUCAGUUCACCUUCAGGAAGUGGAUUUUCCAUGAUGCAGUUUUUGUUGGGAGCUGCUCUAGGUUUUGCAUUGGGCUCCAUCGUCGGCAUCAUGUGGUGGGAGGGUCGCAACGAGGCACAGAAAGACAAGUUCCGGCGAGAAGUGGACAAUACGUUGGACACCCUUCAGAACAAACUGCAGAGCCUCAAGAUGAGCCGAUGAGAAAUGUUAUUAUUCACCUGAUUUACUCUGUGUGGACUAUUGUCAUGAUGAACAAAAUAAAGAUGGCAACUUCAUGAAUUGUUGAA
This is a messenger RNA of Notodromas monacha, 450 nucleotides long. The record is from the annotation of a GenBank genome assembly. NCBI's taxonomy places the organism in Eukaryota, Metazoa, Arthropoda, Ostracoda, Podocopida, Cyprididae.